AUGACACGCAUCCCGACAACGUUGCCGCCGCCAUACACGGUGAGCGCUGGAACUCUGAGAACGACUGCCGACCACUUCACCAGGACGUCCGAGAUCCUCGUUGGCGCGGGCUCCAAAUCCACUCGCUUCCUCCUGCAUACCUCCCUCCUCACGCAGCAAUCGCCCUACUUUCGCGCCGCUCUCACCGGUCCCUUCCUCGAAGCCACAGACCAAUCCAUCCGCUUGGACGAUAUCUCCGUCGAAAUCUUCGAACUCCUCGUCACAUGGCUCUACACAGGCACUAUCAAGCCUGUCCCCUUCAAAGAUGGAAAACCCGCCUACUAUACCAUGCUCCACCUGUACAUCCUCGCGGACCGCUUCUGCUUUGAAGGCCUGCGCAACCAUAUUGUGGACAUGAUGGCAGAUCUCGCGGACUCAACGAAUAGCGUGCUCACACCUUCCGACACGAGGAUCUUGUACAAUGAAAUUGAUGAGGGUGCGAAGGUUAGGCAGCUCGUGCUGGACUUGUUUGCGUUCAAGAAGACAGAUAAGCUGCUCGCGACGCAUACGGAUGCUUGGCAUGCGAAACGAUGCAGAGACAUCGGCUGA
This is a messenger RNA of Didymosphaeria variabile, 588 nucleotides long. RefSeq lists its product as uncharacterized. Bases 1 to 588 code for a protein of 195 amino acids. Gene Ontology annotation, molecular function: protein binding. Lineage: Eukaryota; Fungi; Ascomycota; Dothideomycetes; Pleosporales; Didymosphaeriaceae. The record is from RefSeq and is a predicted model, not a curated record. The transcript is spliced from 3 exons.